Chlamydomonas reinhardtii is the source of this 1381-nucleotide messenger RNA. RefSeq lists its product as uncharacterized. The coding region runs from base 427 to 1026 and encodes 199 amino acids. NCBI's taxonomy places the organism in Eukaryota, Viridiplantae, Chlorophyta, Chlorophyceae, Chlamydomonadales, Chlamydomonadaceae. The transcript has 2 exons. The record is from RefSeq and is a predicted model, not a curated record.
UUAACUGCGAUGGCCAUUUCGGCACGGUUUUCUCGAGGCCUUACUGUCCUCCUUUGCUCGCUAGGAGCAUUUACAGCGAUCGUAGCGUUGCUCGCUCUAUUUCUCGGGAAUUCCAGAGCCUACUUCACAACUGCGGCCGGCGCAAAGUCGUGGAGCACGUAUGACCCCCCGGUCCCGCGCAACAUAACCGGCACCAUCACCAUCCACAUUACACGUGCAAUAGUCAUUCGCUCCCGUUCCAAUAAGAGCAAUGCGCGUGUGGCGUCACUGCAGCGCAACUUUGCUCGCUACAAACUGCCGCCGGUGGAGUUCCUGUACGCCAAAGCACCCGGCUACCUCUCAUACACCUGGCUGGCUUGGCGUGGCGUGUUCCACCCCAAGUUCAAGGACCAUCACAGCGAUGCGCAGAUAUCCCUCGCACUAGCCAUGUACGAGGCCUUUGAGCGCGUGGCUCGGGGCAGCGAUUCCUGGGUGUACGUGUUCGAGGACGACGCGCGGGUGGUCAACGUGCCGCUUGGGGGCGACCUGGUCACCUUGCGGGACGUGCCCGCGGACGCCGAGUUCCUGGCCGUGUCGCGGCAACACAACCGCGUGCACAACGGCAGCUUCGCGCCUGCGGAGCCGGUCAUAGGCGGCGGGCUCAUGCAGGCGCUGCUCGUGAGCCGGGAGGGUGCGCGCAAGCUGGUGCAAGCGCUCAAGCCCAUCUGGGCGCCCAACGACGUCAUCCUGUACAAGGCCGGGUGCGCCUGGGUGCCGCAGCCGUUGGGCCACCAGUCCGCCUACGACCUGGAGCGUGACUUCGGGGCAGAGAAGAAGAUGCCGGGCAUCAAGAACCAGCGACUACAACCCUGCGUGAACAUGUACUACUCGACACGGCUGUUCGACCAGACCAGCAACCCCACGCCGCCCUGUCGCACCGGCAACAUGACGCUGGCCCAGGUGCACGAGCGCAUGAUGGCCAGGACAUGCGGGUACGCCAUUCCGCCGGAGGACUGGGUGGACGAGACCACCUCAAUCUAUCGGUGAUCUGAAUGUGCGGCAGUAAGCAAGGGGCAUUCAAGGACGAUGCCUAGCAAGGAUUGGCAUGUGGCCACAGGUUGAUAUGCCAUAGCAGCACUAGGCCAACAAAGAGAUUUCAGACCAGAUGCGGGAUUGUGUUCUUCCUGGUCGUGAAGGCCACGCCGUUAGCAUACCGUAGUAGUUUCGGCCAGUGCAAGGCACCAGGGCAAGGCAACAGUGGCAUACUGGCAUACUGGUAGUCUUGCGUGCGCGCAAGGCACGCAAGACACGGGUCAUUCAACUGUGAGUUUGCUUGGGAGGGACACAAUGUGUGCAGGUCACUAGUGAAGCUCAUGGAUGGAUGUCAUUCACCGUCUUGCCG